Vitrella brassicaformis is the source of this 4860-nucleotide messenger RNA. Lineage: Eukaryota; Vitrellaceae. The record is from the annotation of a GenBank genome assembly.
CUUCAAUGGACUCACUCAGACGCCGUCAUCACAUGCAUGUCAUGUCCGUCCACCCAUCCAUCCAUCGGUCUGUCUGUCUGCACCAGGCAGGCACCAGAGCGUGAUACUCAGCGCCACCGACACACACACACACACACAUCCAUCCCAUCGAGCGUGGUUGAGCUUAGCUUGGUACGGGUCAGUCAGUCAGGGAAAGCAGGCAGGCUUUGGCAGCCUCCUUCCCUCCAUCCCUACUCGAUCAAGCUCCCCUCCCACAUGUCAGUCAAUCAAACUCCCAUACAAACAAAUACUCACGGUCAUGUCACGCCCAACACAUGCACUCAAUGCACAAAUCACUUACUCGUCUGGUCUCGUCCGCAUGAUGUGAUAAAAGCACUCCAUCACGCCACACACAUCAACGUAUUAACGAAUUGGAUGGGCACGUGUCUAUCGUAUGGAAGAGAUGAAAGAAAGUAACACCACUGCUAGCUAGGCCUUGGCCUCCGCCGUUUUGCCCGUCGGCUCCUCCUGCAUCGUGUCAAAGCUCUCACUGCUCGCCGCUCUCCCGCUGCUGCUGGACGGUGUCUCUUCUGACGGAGGGGGUGGGUCAGAUGUCGCAGCCCGGUCCUCUGGUGCAUCCGUCGGUGGCGGCUGGUUGACGCCAGGGGAUGACGACGAGUAAUACGCAUAGCUGGCCGUCACCUGCAUGGGAGGACGGAUGAUGGAAUUGAAUGCUGUCAGCCCUGACAGCCUCCUUGGCUGUCUGUCUUGUCUGGCUGACCGACCUGUAAGAGGUUGUUGAGUCUGUCGAGCAUGGUUUUGGGUUCGUCUAGGAUGCCCGCAGCGAUGCACGCGUUGUCGUACAGCUGCUCCGUCAACAUCUGCAGGAUACAUAGCAGAUACAUACGCCACAGACAAUACUCAUGGCUUCACGCUUGUGGCCAUCCAUCGCUGCGUGCGGUGGGGUGGCUGUCUUGCCUGUGCAAUGUCAGGUUGUGAUGUCUGCAGGUGGUAGAGGGAGGUGGUGAGCUCGUGGCCAGGGUUCAACUCCAAUGUCACCGGCAGAUUGGCCAGAUCUGCUUAUCGUCGAUAAAUAAAUAUGACACACAGAGAACAGAGAGGCACACGGCAGUUCCAUUCCACGCGGCUCUUGUAGUGUCGGUUUGGGUGUGUGUGCGUGUUACUUGAGGGUCCUUCCUCGCUGCCCUUCAUCAUGCUCUUCAUCAUCUUCCUGCACACACACACACACGAAUCCACAGCAAACCACCAGGUGGUGUCAACUAUCCUGAGUGUGUAUGUGACCUCAUGGUAGAUGAGAGGAAUCCCGUGACGACGGCGGGGCUCUUGGUCAGCCGAGAGGAGAACUUGAUGGCCGUCACACGGUUCCCCAACACACCCUGAUAUAUGCACCAUGACACGGCCAGCACACAGAACAAUCCGUUUUGAGUGUCGUGUCUGCUGGCUCGAGAUGCUUGCGGUUCACACAAGUGUACCUUGAUGUAGCCCUCGAGUUGGCUCUGCUGCUCCGAAGACAACGCCGGCCUCUCCACCUGUCAGUCGCGUCGCGCGCACACACGAAGCAAAGCACCCGUCCGUCCGUCAGGUUGCUAAGUGACGAGGGUGAGUGGUGUAUGAGUGAGUCCAUUCAUUUGCAUGCAUACGUCUUUCUUGUCCUCAGCCUUGGUCUCUUCGUCGGCCUCUGCUUCUUGCUCCUCCUCGAGUAGUGGCUCGAAGUCAUCCUCGGGGCUGUCCACCGCAACCAGCUUCUUGCCAUCGUAGUUCUGAUAUGAUGGCAAAGAGAGCGACACAUACACCACAAGGGGUCGCUUGGUGGACACGGGGCUCUGGCCAACCUAACCUACCUGCAGGUUCAUGGCGACGAACUCAUCAAUCUCGUCAUACAUCAGGAGCACAUUCCUGCAGGGAAGGGAAGACAUUCACAUGGGUGACAUGGGUGGGUGUACAGGGCAGGCCCUCCCUGGUGUGGCUUCUCCCUCCCCCCUCCCUCCCACCUACCCACCUGUCUUUCUGGAGGAACUGCUCCAUGUACGGUGAGGCCAGUGCGGUCUGCCGGUUGGUCGCACACAUGUAGUAGAUGUUCUCCUGCUUGGCCUUCAUCGACUUGACGUACCUGCAGGGAGGGAGGACACACAAACCACACACAAACCACACACGCGUCGCGGGGGACACACAGACACGUCACGCACACAUGACGGACGGCACCAUAGCUACCACCAUCAUGAUAUAUGCUGUUUGGUUGCCCACCCACUCACUCUUCGAGUGAAAUGUAUUCCUUGGGAGGCUUCUGCGAGCACUCGUAUCGCAGCAGCUUGACGAGUUGGUUCUUGUGUGCGCCGCCUGUGCCGCCGGUGGAAGUCUCCUGCUGGCCCAUGUCCUCGAGCAGCCCCUCCUUGAGGUAGCUGCUGAACUUGUGGUAGAACUGAAGGAACUUCUUGCCGUCUCUCUGGGACUGUCAGAUACACAAUAAGAAGGAACCGAUGCAACGACGAGACACGACCCACGUGUUGGCGGGGAUGAUAGGUAGAUAGCUCCCUCACCUCUUCGUCGAAGAAUUUGAGUAUCCGCCUAACGACGGCAUAGCUGAGCUUCUCCAUCAGCCGAGUGUCCUGCAUGUUUUCCCUGCUGAUGUUCAGGGGGAGGUCCUCGCAGUCGAUGACCCCCCGGAUGAACCCCAGCCACCGAGGAAUCACCCUCGACGCCGACUUCUGAACCAACACGCGCCUGAUCAGCCAGCCACGCACAGACAGACACCAACACAUACAAUAGAAUGCGCCGGCGCAGCCGUGUGUGUAUGUUUCCCACCCACCCACCCCGCCCCGCCCCGGCCACCUUGAGUGCAGGGCGACGCUGACUUCUCUGUCAGUCUGCUUCUGGAAGAUCCGCACGGGUGCGUCCUCGGGAAUGUAAAACAGCGACUGAGUCAGCCAGCCACAGAGAGGGAGGCCACACAGACAGAGGCAGGCCCGCCCUGUGUUGUCUGUCGAUUGUCUUGUCUGUGUGGCACAGCACACGCUGUCUUGUCUGUCUUACUCACCUUGAUGGACAGCGGGGCGUCGGUGUUGAACCUCAGUGUAUAGAGGGGCUCACCAUACGUCGUGUUGCCCAGAAACCUGACAGACAUUAGCGAUCGACCAUGCCAUGGACCAGCAAGGAGUGCAGCCCGUUGUGCCCGUUGUGUGCGUGUGUGAAUGCCCACGUACCUCAAGAACUCCUUGUGCUCUUCCUCCGAUACGCUGGACUUGAGCCACAAGGCCUCCUGUGGGUUCAGCCUCGUCUCGUCAGUCCCUUCCUUCAGGUACAGCGGGAAGCUGCACAAAUGAGUAAGGCACACACAUGAGCACACAGUAUCUGCCCUACCCCCCAUCCAUCACAUGUGCCUGCUGUGGCUCCCUCCCUCCCUGCCCACCUGAUGAAGCUGGAGAAAUGUUCGGCCUUGGUUUUGCAGUUCUGGGGGUUGGCGAACUCCAGGCAGUCGGGCUUCAGGUGACACACAAUGCGGCUGCCGCGGGCAGGCGCCUCAUCCAGGGGGCACUCACUGACCACACCAACACAACCAGCACACAAACCGGAUGGAUGGAUGCCGUGCCUGGGAGGAGGAAGGACCACGUGUGUGCCGACUGACCGUAUGUUGAAGGAGCCCAGGCCGUCCGAGGUCCAGUGCCACGCAGAUGCGCCCUUGUCGGCAUCAAAGUGACGGGUGAAGACCUCCACCUUGUCCGACACGAUGAAUGACGAGUAGAAGCCCACCCCGAACUGACCGAUGAGGGCCUGGGCCCGCUCACUCUCGCCCCCACUGGCAGCCUUGUUGGCCUCCUCGAUGAACUUGCGGGAGCCCGACUUGGCGAUGGUGCCGAGGUUGUCGAUGCAGUCCUCCCUCGUCAUGCCCACACCGCUGUCCUGCAGACGCAGACAGAUGGGCCGAGAGGAUGGGAUGGGCUGCUUCGUGUGUGUGGAGUGGAGAGUCUGCCGUCUGACUGACCUCGAUGGUGAACGUUUUUGCGGCAGGGUCUGCCGAUAUGACGAUCCUCAGGGCACCCUCCUCCUCAGGCACCGAUGGGGCUGCACACGGUGGUCGGUGCGAGUCGAGUCGUGUUGCCAGCCAGUAUCUAUCCAUUCGUUGGAGCCUUGCAAGCUUACCUUGCCCCGAGACCUGUAGGAAUCUGAGUUUCUCCAGCGCAUCACUGGCAUUCGAUAUCAACUCACGGAUGAACACCUGAGCGAUGGAUGCCAUGCCGACCACACACACACACACACACACACAAACACGCAAACACACUGCCUGUCCAGCUCAGCUCAGCUCGUUGCAGCCCCUCCCUUCCCAUCCGGACUUCUUUGUCGGUGUAGAGAGAGUGUGUGACGAUGUGCAGCAGCUUCUGCGUCUCAGCGCGGAACUCCAUCGUCUCCCCGCCCUCCCCCUCACCCGCAGAUGUGCUGAGAAACCGACAGGAGUGGCGCAACGCACAGCUGGUGGGGAGGGGGGCACCGGGCGCUGAGCGGUCAAUGCCAUGGAGUGUGCUUGGCAGUGCUGCGAAAUGCCGUGAUGCAGCGAUCUGUUGUGCUGCCAGGAAGCCUCGAACGACACUGCCGGAGGCUGAGGGAACACGCACCCUGAAGAUACACAGACAGACAGACAGACAGGCAAAGCAGCAGAUAAAGAGGUGGGAUUGAUAGAUCUGUGCGUGCGUUCUGUUGAGGCAUGCAGAGGCCGCUUCUGCCUGCCUCGGUGGCCUGGCGUACCUGAGAGAGCUGCGGAUCAUUGCCUUGCAAUGAGUGCGAUCGAAUGGCGCCUUCUUGUGAGAUCCUUGUGCUUUGCAGCAGGGCCCUUAGCGCCGCGGGGGGGGAGUGAAAGAAGACGCGUUC